AUGGGCAUUGAGGAAACUGAUGAAGCAAGAAAGACGUUCUCAAAUGCCAAAUCUAUUUCGUCUUCUCAAUAUUUUGGAGACCAGAACAAGGCGAGAGAUGCUGAGACUCAGGCUACUUUGUCAAAAUUUUCAGGUUCAUCUUCCAUCUCUAGUGCUGAUCUUUUUGGUGACAAUGGAGACUCCACCAUUGAUCUUGCUGCCAGCGAUCUCAUCAAUCGAUUAUCCUUUCAGAUCUAUCAAUUUGGUGCUUUCAUUAGUGUUUCUCAUUCCUCCAUGGCUCCAGCAAAGCCACCUAACCCUUCUUCGAAGGAAAUUAUCGAGGAGGCUGUCCAAAUCUCCUCUGUCCAAAUCAGCAAUGCCCUCUCCGAAACGCAAGAACAAAUCGAUACAAGGUUUCAACAAAUCUCAGCUGAUUUAGCUCAACAAAUGGCGCAUCUCCAAUCGAGGCUGGAUAGUGAAAAAUCCUUGGAAGAUUCACGCUUCGAAGAGCUCAUGGCUGCAAUCAGCAAGCAACCACCGCUAAAAGAGAAGUCAGUCGCUGCUGCCUCUACUUCCGCAGCCGCAACACAGCCAGGAGCACAUUCCUCAGGUAUGCUCCAUAACCCGUCCUCAAUCUCCUUCGGUUCCCCACCCUUUACCCACAUUUUAUCAUCUUCCAGCAAAUCCCCAGCCCACCAUUCGUCACCAUUGUCUCGCACACCCACCCAAUCAGUCCCACCUCCCCGUACCACCACUAUUUCCACUUUACCACCCUUCACUUCCCUCUCUUCUUCGUACAUACCAGCGUAUUCAUACUCCACCAUCCCUACGUUCCACUCAACAAUACCUACCUCUACAACUAUCCCUUAUUCCAUUCCUCCAUCUUCAUCUUAUACAGCCACCCUUACACCACAUUCUACCCCAUUAUUUUCCCAAAUGCCAUUUACGUCAACCUCUAAUAUUCCCCCUUUACCACCCUUCCGAACACCCAAAUUAGAACUUGCGGCCUUUGACGGCUCUAACCCUCUAGAGUGGUUAUUUCAGGCGGACCAAUUUUUUGGGUUUUACAACUUUCCUCCAGAAAACAGAUUAUCCUUAAUUUCCUUUUACAUGAAAGGGGAUGCCUUAUCUUGGUUUAAGUGGAUGCACCACAAUAAUCUCUUGACUGAUUGGUAUUCGUUUGUGAGGGAACUCGAAUUAAGGUUCGGACCGUCCACCUUUGAUAAUCAUCAGGCAGAACUUUUUAAACUAAAACAGGAGGGUUCAGUCAUGGAUUAUCAAUCCAAGUUUGAAAAAUUAUGCAACCAAGUUGUGGGGCUUCCACAUGAUGCUGUUCUAAAUUGCUUCAUUUCGGGCCUAAAAUCAGAAAUCAGAAAUGAAAUGGCAAUUCAUCAUCCUCGAACAAUCUCUCAAGCUAUUGGGCUCGCUAAGCUCAUCGAAUCCAAAAUUCAAGAUACCAAGCCCAAAUUUUUCAAACCCUACUCUACUUCAUCCAACCGUAACCUCCUCUUUAAUAAGCCCACCAUUCCCCACACCCCCCCUCCUACACCAGCCGCAAGCUCUAAUUCUACUUCCCAACCCAGCAAACUACCAAUUAGAAAAUUGUCCAGCGCUCAAUUGCAAGAACGUCGGGCACAAGGCCUUUGCUUCAACUGUGACGAAAAAUUUGUUGUGGGACAUAAAUGCAGCACUAGCAGAUUUUUACUAUUGCUAGCCGAUGAUGAAAAUUUGGACACAACCUACAAUGAUGAACCACAACCUGAUGCUAUUGCUGACCCUGAUUCCAAUGACACCUAUUUCCAACUAUCCCCACAAGCUUUAACCGGCCAAUUCUCUCCACAAACACUUAAAUUUCAGGGCUACAUUGGUGGCCUCCCCGUUAUGGUUCUUGUUGACACGGGAAGUACGCAUAACAUCCUUCAACCACGGAUUGCCCAACAUCUUAAUCUACCCACAAAACCUAUCCCACACUUUUCUGUGAUGGUUGGAAAUGGCUCUCACCUCCAAUGUGAAGGCAUUUCCAAUGGUGUUCAGCUGACCCUUCAAAACAAAACCUUUACUCUUCCGUUCUAUCUUUUACCUAUUGAAGGCGCUGACGUCGUCCUAGGUAUGGCCUGGUUGCGUACUUUAGGCCAAAUUACAGCUGACUUUUCAGUCCCAUCCAUCACUUUUACUCACAAGGACUCUCCCAUUACCUUAAAAGGCGACCCAAAAACCUUGCCUACCUUAACUACAUUUCACCAACUGCGCCAUCUCAUACACACAAACUCAGUAGCAUCAUUCCACCUCAUGACAUUCAUACAACAUAAGACACCUAAACCGAACCCACCCAACCUUCACGAACAAGCUGCCUUUCCUUCCUCCCUAACCCCACCGAAAUUCAAACCACCCAGCCAGGAUCAUGACCAACAAAUUAACCCUCAUAUUACCAACCUUAUCCAGAAAUAUCCCACAGUUUUCCAGGGUUCACUUAACCUUCCUCCCCCUCGACCUUUUGAUCACCGAAUUCCACUGUUACCUAACUCACCCCCUAUUAAUGUUAAACCGUACCGUUACCCCCAUUGCCAAAAAGAAGCUAUGACAUCCCUAAUUCAAGACAUGCUUAAAGAGGGUCUUAUUGUUCCCAGCAAUAGCCCAUUUUCAUCACCUGUUCUUCUUGUCAAGAAGAAAGAUGGCACGUGGAGAUUUUGUGUGGACUACCGUGCCCUAAACGCUGUCACCAUUAAAGAUCGAUUUCCUAUUCCCACAAUCGAUGAACUAUUGGAUGAACUGGGAAAUGCAACAAUUUUUACCAAGAUAGAUCUUCGUUCAGGGUAUCAUCAGAUUAGAGUUGCCACAGAAGACACUCAUAAAACGGCAUUUAGAACAUUUGACGGACACUAUGAAUUUUUGGUUAUGCCCUUUGGGUUAACCAACGCCCCUUCUACAUUCCAAUCUGCUAUGAAUGAACUUCUACGCCCCUACCUCCGCAAGUUUGUUUUAGUUUUUUUUGAUGACAUUCUCAUUUUCAGUUCCUCCCUAAGUGACCACUUGGUUCAUUUAGAUAUUAUUUUUAACGCUUUAAAGUCAAAUUCUUUUGUUGCAAAAUUUUCUAAGUGUGUUUUUGCAGUUGAUAAGGUUCAUUACCUAGGUCAUGUCAUAUCAGCAGGAAAUGUUGCUGCAGAUCCAGAAAAGAUACAGGCAAUUUUGGAUUGGCCUGUACCACGUUCACUCACGGCUUUAAGAGGUUUCCUCGGUCUCACCGGUUUCUACCGCCGUUUCGUACGGCACUACGCCACUCUCGCCGCUCCCCUCACCGAUUUGUUACGUUCUACUACUUUUUCAUGGAGUACAGAGGCUUCUUUGGCCUUUACAGAGCUCAAACAUAAAAUGACCGACAUGCCGGUGCUGGCUUUGCCAGACUUUACAAAAUCAUUUAUCAUAGAAACCGACGCAUCUGGUGUCGCCAUCGGCGCAGUCCUCUCUCAGGAUGGUCAUCCUUUGGCUUUCUUCAGCAAAAAGAUGUGCCCGCGUAUGCAAUCCAGCUCUGUUUAUGUCCGCGAGAUGUAUGCUGUCACAGAGUCAGUAAAAAAAUGGCGUCAAUACCUUAUCGGGCAAAAGUUUCAAAUCUACACAGAUCAAAAGAGCCUAAAAGAUCUAUUAAUGCAACGCAUACAAACACCUGAACAGCAAAAGUGGGCCUCUAAACUACAGGGAUUUAACUUCGAGAUUUUUUACAAACCUGGCAGAUCUAAUCUUGUAGCGGACGCUUUGAGCCGUAAGUUUUCCACCAAAGAACCUCUCUUUAUGGCCCUUACUUCUGCCGUCCCUGAAUUGAUCCACCACCUUCGCCAUUAUUACACCUCAGACCUCGAAGGACAACAGUUAGUUCAAAAUAUGUUAAGCAGAGCAGACACUGACUUUAGUUUUAUGAAGAAACUUUUGUUUUUUAAAAACAAAAUGUACAUACCUUCUACACAGUUGCGGUUGGCUCUCAUUGACGAGUUCCAUAGUACACCAACUUCUGGUCAUUCCGGAGUCAAGCCUACAGUUGCACGCUUGACAGCUUCGUUUGCCUGGCCACGCCUACACAGCGAUGUCAAGGAAUUCAUCAAGCACUGCACGAUAUGUCAACAGAGCAAAUAUCAGACACAGAAAAAACAAGGACUGCUUCAGCCAUUACCAAUUCCGGCACAAGUUUGGGAAGAACUCACCAUGGACUUCAUUACAAAACUUCCAAACUCUUUUGGUCACACUGUUAUCUGGGUGAUAUGCGACAGACUCACCAAAUAUGUGCACUUUAUUGCUCUUCCAACCAACUUCACUGCUCAAGACAUAGCUGCUCGCUUUUCAGUUGAGGUUUGCCGACUCCACGGUAUUCCCAAAUCAAUUGUAUCUGACAGGGACCCGUUGUUCGUGAGCACCUUCUGGAAACAACUAUUCAAAAUUCAGGGAACGAAAUUAAAGUUCAGCACUGCCUACCACCCAGAAACGGAUGGACAAUCCGAAGUAGUUAAUAGAAGUUUGGAAACUUACUUGCGUUGUUUUGUUAGUGACCAUCCCAAACAGUGGUUUAAGUUUUUGCAUCUGGCUGAGUUUUGGUUCAAUACAUCCUACCACUCUGCAAUCAAAAUGUCUCCUUUCACGGCUCUUUACGGCAGACCACCACCAGCUAUCCCGGACUAUAUCAAAGAUUCGGCCUCCAUUGAGUCCCUGGAUUCUGUCCUACAACAAAGAAAAGAGAUUUUGGACCAGCUCAGACUCAACUUACAACGCAGCAGAAAACAAAUGGAAACUCAAGCCAACAAGAGCAGACGCGAGCUUACCUUUAAUGUCGGUGAUUCUGUUCUUCUUCGCCUUCGACCUUAUCGUCAACAUUCGGUCACCAAAAGAUCCUCAAAGAAGCUUUCGAAGUACUACCAUGGCCCCUAUACGGUUGUUAAACGUGUUGGUGAGGUAGCUUACGAGUUAGAUCUGCCAUCUUCCUCCAAGAUACAUCCGGUUGUGCACGUAUCCUUGCUGCGACCUUUCUUUGAGGCUUCAUCGGCCUUCAACCCACCGGAUCUGCCUCUACACAUAUCUAAACUCUUUCUGCAAAACCAGGAACAACAAAAAAACGGUCAACCACAAACACCGAAACAGAAUUCAUCAUUGAGUCUAAAGGAACACAAAACCUUACCUGCAGCAAAGGCCGGUGGAUCUGCCGACACACACAUGCAACAAGAUCUGCAACUCCUAACUGAGAAGAAGAACAUUCAACAAUAUCUGGAAAGUACUUGUACUUCUACCGCUAACUCACCAAAUGAAAGUGCAAGUAGGGUUACACCUCCUUUUAUAACCCAACACUCUCCCUCGCCCCCCACCAGCCACGUGUCUCAGAUUUUAAAAUCCGACCGUCCCAACAACACUACACUUAAACCCCCUUGUAUUACUUCUACCAACAAUCCAAAUUCCCCAACUUACCCCUUAUCCUAUCCCUUAACCACAGAAUCCCAGCAAUCUGCUUCUAUCCAACCACUUGCCGCCACCUCACCCCUUGUCUCUGCCCAACGCUCACCCACAGUCAAACAACCCGUUAACCCUAUUCCUCCUUCCCAAUGCUACACACGUGAUUCACUCUCCAGCUGUACUCCACACAACUUCAGCAAACUACCACAACCGUGGGCCCCUGCCUAUACCUCACAACUGAACCUUGAGGACAAGGUUCCCUUUGGAUCCGGAAGUAUUGUUAGCCCAGCAAAACCGCAGCCCAUUAAAAGUAUUAGAGACAGAAAAAUGCCCACUUGGAUGAAAGAUUAUUAUACUCAUUAAGUGGGGUAUCCAUUAGGAAUAAAAUUCUAUUUUAAGUUAUGCUUGUUUGUAUCGGCCCAUGGCCCAAUUACUAGUAACCCUAAGUAUUUAUUUGUGCUGCAGCUGCUGUUUGUAGGCAGAAAAUAUCAAUGUUCAAGUUGUUUUAAGUUUGUCUUCUAAG
Messenger RNA from Vicia villosa (hairy vetch), 5929 nucleotides. RefSeq lists its product as uncharacterized. Bases 1 to 5769 code for a protein of 1922 amino acids. The record is from RefSeq and is a predicted model, not a curated record. Gene Ontology annotation, molecular function: aspartic-type endopeptidase activity; nucleic acid binding. The transcript has 4 exons. Gene Ontology annotation, biological process: DNA integration; proteolysis. Lineage: Eukaryota; Viridiplantae; Streptophyta; Magnoliopsida; Fabales; Fabaceae.